CGCUUCUGCUCGUGGGUACGUGUGGCAGCAGUUGCCUGGCUGAGAAGUCAUGUGUCUAUUUGAUCAAGCAUAUCUCUUCUCUGCAUGGAACUAGACUGUACAUGUCUUUCAAGAGGGAGGUUUCAAGACACUUCACAAUGAGCGUUGGGCGCAGUGGGAGGAAAUGCGAUGCAAGGGAAUCGGCGAAAGCGGCUCUUGGGCGGCACAGAAGCCACCACGCUGCAGUUUCCCUUCCUGGUGUUCCUCAGGGUGACCAAGCGCAAUGCGACGUUCGUGUGUGGUGGGACGCUGCUGGACACUCGCCGCGUCCUGACCGCAGCACACUGUCUGGAUGGCGUGCAGCAGCCACAGAACAUAACGGCCGUGCUGGGCGAACAUGACUACCCAACUUAUGAGGGAUCGGAGCAGGUUCGCGAGGUGCAGGAGGCGCGGCCGCACCACCUCUAUCAGGGCGACCCCAAGCUGGCUGCAGACCUCGCUAUUCUGGAGGUGCAUGAGCCAUUCCUGGUGUCGGGACAGUUGCACACAGCCACCCUGGGACAUGAGGAACCCCUAAUAGGCACCGUCUGUACUGCUGCUGGCUGGGGGACCACUGCAGAGUUUGGCCAAGUGUCUCCCGUGCUCUUGAUGGCCAAUCUGACAGUGGUGGAGAGGAGCCGCUGCAAGGACGCGAUCACGCCCCACAGACCCACUGCCGUCAUUGACUCGUCUGUGUUUUGUGCGGGUGGAGACGGCAUGCGCGACACGUGCGAGGGUGACUCGGGAGGCCCCUUGGUGUGCGGCGGCGUGGUGGCGGGCAUGGUAUCGUGGGGCGUGGGGUGCGGCCGCCUGGGGUUCCCUGGCGUGUACACAUCCCUGCCACAUUGGAGGGACUGGAUCACCACGCAAUUAAAUUCUCAGUCAGACACUUCACUCCCCUCACCACCACCACUGCCCCACUACCUGACUCCCGCCGCCCAGCAUGUUCCUUCUGAUGCAGAGUGAUGGAUGAAUGUAAUAGACUCUGUAAAUAUGAUGCCAGCGCUGAGCCAGUAGGUAAUUUUAAAAGGAUAUUAGACAAAACCAGGCGCAGUGUAUUCCCUUCGAUGAACAGUGAUAGAUGAAUGGGAAAGACUCAGUAAUCAGGUUGUUAGUGCCGGGUUAACAGGGAAAUUUAAAAGAAUAUUAGAUAUAUUCCCACCCUAUAAUGGCAUGCGAAUAGAGUGGUAGAUGAAUGAAAUAGACUCGGUAAUCUGGUUGUUAGUGCCGAGUCAAUAGGAAGCUUUAAAAGAAUAUUAGAGAAAUUUAUGGACAUGAAUAAUUGGUGGAAAAAUGUACGUAGGUUUUAUAUAGGGCCAGCCACGUGUAGGCCUAAAGGAUUCUUGCAUCUUUCCUUAUUUUCUUAUGUUUUCAUGUUCUCAACGAU
Molecule: messenger RNA, 1405 nt
Organism: Scylla paramamosain (green mud crab)
Lineage: Eukaryota; Metazoa; Arthropoda; Malacostraca; Decapoda; Portunidae
Product: trypsin alpha-3-like
Exons: 7
Coding region: 169-984 (271 amino acids)
Biological process (GO): proteolysis
Molecular function (GO): serine-type endopeptidase activity
Source: RefSeq, a predicted model, not a curated record